Messenger RNA from Botrytis sinoallii, 546 nucleotides. RefSeq lists its product as uncharacterized. NCBI's taxonomy places the organism in Eukaryota, Fungi, Ascomycota, Leotiomycetes, Helotiales, Sclerotiniaceae. The record is from RefSeq and is a predicted model, not a curated record. The transcript has a single exon. The coding region runs from base 1 to 546 and encodes 181 amino acids.
AUGAACCUGACCAGUGCUGCUGUCAAUGUACACUUGAUCGAGUGCCUCGUCACUAAGUGGAACGUUCCUCCAAGUUCACUGGCUAUUCUGACUUAUUACACUGCACAGCUCCGUGUUUAUAGACGCACAAUCUCGAAGCUAGCCAGUGAUUAUCCUCAGUUUGCUUUCUCUGAAGUCGCUGUUCAUACUACGGAUAGCAUCAAAGGUGGCUCUGCAGAUAUUACAUUCUGUGAUUCUGUCCGUACCCAAAAUACAGGAUUCACCAACAACCCCGGCAGAAACUGUGUUGCACUCACUCGAGCACGUUCUUUUGGGAUCGUCACUGCAAAUACACAGCAAUUAAACUCUGGUGGUAGAAACGCUCCAGUAAUUUGCAAGGCUUUCGACAUCGCUCAUAAAGCAAAGGCUUGUGUCAACAUUACCAAGGUUAUGGAUGCAAGCUACUCAAAUCUGCUUGGGCAUCGCCAUGUUCACGCUGUUGGGGGUGCACAUAGGUCACGUGAAUAUGGUUGCGCAAAGGAUGGCAUGAACAGUUUCCAUUCAUAG